Molecule: messenger RNA, 3096 nt
Organism: Drosophila persimilis
Lineage: Eukaryota; Metazoa; Arthropoda; Insecta; Diptera; Drosophilidae
Gene: dpr10
Product: zwei Ig domain protein zig-8
Exons: 7
Coding region: 235-1344 (369 amino acids)
Biological process (GO): synapse organization
Cellular component (GO): neuron projection membrane
Source: RefSeq, a predicted model, not a curated record
AGGCGGCGCCCGACAACGCGAUAAUUAUUGAGAAUCACGAACCCAACUUCAAGACCGAGGAAUUCCCCAACGAAAAAGUUUAUGAAAAUAGAUUGCCAUAGAUCAAAACCUGAACAGAAACACAACGAAAGUGCGAAUUGAUAGCACCACCGAGCAGACCUGAUAAAGCGGAAUAGAAGAGGAGGCCAGAGCCACAGACUUGAAAGAGAAGAAACAUAAAAGGGUCAUCGCAAAAUGCUGACCCUGUGGACGGCGCUCUUCUGCUGCCUAACGGGACUGGCCCUGUGCUACCAGAGACAAUCUGUGAGCAGCAACAACAACAACCACAACCACAACAAUGCCGAGUCGAAGCCCACGCACAUGCCGCCGUCGCAUUAUCCGCACGGCCACAAGUGGAACGAGCCGUACUUUGAUCAGACCAUGCCCAGGAACAUCACAUCGCUGGUGGGCAAGUCCGCAUAUCUCGGCUGUCGCGUCAAGCAUCUGGGCAACAAGACGGUGGCCUGGAUACGACAUCGGGACCUGCACAUACUCACCGUGGGCACCUACACCUAUACGACGGAUCAGCGCUUCCAGACCUCCUAUCAUCGGGACAUCGACGAGUGGACACUGCAGAUCAAGUAUGCCCAGCAGAGGGAUGUCGGCAUCUACGAGUGCCAGAUAUCGACGCAGCCAGUGCGUAGCUAUUCGGUCAACCUGAACAUUGUGGUGCCAACGGCCACCAUUCUGGGAGGACCCGAUCUGUACGUGGACAAGGGCAGCACCAUAAAUCUUACAUGCAUCAUCAAGUUCAGCCCAGAGCCGCCGACCCAUAUCUUUUGGUAUCACCAGGACAAGGUGCUUAGCGAGGAGACUGGCGGAGGACGUCUGAAAUUCAAGACCAUCAAAUCGGAGGAGACCAAAUCCAUUCUGCUCAUUUACGAUGCGGACCUGCUCCACUCGGGAAAGUACUCCUGUUAUCCAUCCAACUCGGAGAUAGCCAGCAUACGCGUCCAUGUCCUGCAGGGCGAACGCCCCGAGGCCAUGCAAACGAAUGCGGCGCCGGCCGCCGUCGCCCUGGCCUGCUGGUCCUGCCACACGGCCCAGGCCACUCAGGCGGUCAAAGUAAUUAGCACAAUGGUCGCGGCAUUUGUAUUGUUGGAGGCAUGCUCCUCGCUGCUGCUCCAGGGCGGAGGUGGACCAGGUGCUGCCGGCGGAGGAGGUCGUGCCAAGGAGAGACCCGGCCGCGACCCAGAGUUUCCGAGCACAAGCUGCUGCCCCGCUGGUGCUGGCCAGGAGAAUGCCAUUCCCAUGAUGACGCCCGCCGGCGGCCCUGUCAAUAGUGGCAGCAGGAAUGCACGGUGAUAAAUUAAUGUCGCUCCGUUGGAAUUCCACCGCCAAUGCAGCAGCGCCCGCCCCUAAAUGAGGCAGAGAGCUGCAGCAGAAAUGAUUUAUAGCAGCCACAGCAGGGGCCGGCAGGAGCAGCAGAAGGAGCCGUUUUCCGUUUCCCUCGAAAGUUCUUCAGAGUUGAGCUGCAUGUAAUACCUUUAAGAACGACACAAAAAACCCCCCACUAAUUAUGCUAAUGAUGAAAAGAUGUUGCAACUGCUUCUUCUCCUGCUCCUGCGGCUCCUGCUCCUCCUAAGUUGUAAGUAAGAGUGUUUCUAAUUAAGUGUGCAAGGAUCUAGUUAGCCGAGCAGGAAAUUUUUUUUGGCUGGGCCGCAGCCUUGUACAUAAGACCCGGGCAGAGACCGGCUAAACGCAGAGACCAUUUGAACGAAUCAUCAAAAUCAUAUGGCCAGCUUAGACUAGAGCUAGGUUCCGGUUCCGGUUCAGGUUCCGGUUCAGGUUCCGGUUCAGGUUCGGGUUCGGAAGCGGGUUCAGGUGCAGUUCAGCCCAGUUUGUUCAAGGAAUACGAGUACUACACAUACUAGACACUAGAUACUACCUAUACAUAGAGACAUUAUUGCGUAGCGAAAACUUUACUCAGAUUGUUGUAAAUACUAAAGGGAUUUCUUGUGUUUCUUGGGUGUACCCUGUAUAGCGUAGACGUAGUCCUUAAGCAGUGUAAAUAGUUAGGAAUACAAUACCAUACAAUACAAUACAAUACAAUAGAAUAUUUUUAUGUGGACUUUGUCAGAGGUUCCUAAACUACAAUUUUUUGUCUUUUUUUUUGUUUAGAAUUUUCGUAAGUUAGGCAAAUGUACGGACACUCGGAGAAGAGUUUUCCGUUUUGGGGAAUUCUUUGGCUUUUUUAAUAAUCUAUGGGGACAUCAAAAUUGUAUGGGAAAUUCCUGCCAAAAGCUAGCUUCACUUUGAAGUAGGACCUUCCGAGGCUAACAAUUUAUUUAAGAGUUUUCCUACGGCCAAGGAUAUGCAGGGACUCGUUUGGGGCUAGUGCCAGUCAUGUGGGAAGUUCCUGUUCCCGUUACCAAUUCCUGCAAUGGGUUCCUUGCCCUUCUCCACCGCUCCCCCACUCCACCACUCUCUGUCGUCGUCUUGGCCAACUCCAGCAAUAUUUAGAGCUUCUAUUUCAGCAUGUCCGGUUGCAUAUUCUCAGCCCCUGCCCGAACUGCCGAGUCACUGCCGCCGAGCACUCUUGUCGGUUGAAUAUUUGCAUUUCCAUUUCUUGAAGGAGCGAGUAAGUGACUGGCUGAGUGAGUGAGUCCCCUUCAUGCAUGUGUAUGUGUUGUAUGUACGUGUGGCCCACAUUUAAAAGUCCACUAAAGGCCACUGUGACACUGCUCGGCCGCCAUUCAUUGAGGAGUCAUGGCCCGAAAACGGAAACGGGCCCGAAUUUAUCCGAUCAAAAUUGUAAAUAACAUGCAUAUACCAUAUAUGAAUAAACUAUAAACCUGUACUCAACAAUUUAUGUGGUAGUCAUACACACACCAACACACACACACACACACUAUAUAUACAGAUAAUGCAUUCAUAUAUAGUACAUAUAUGUAAUAAGUAUAUACAUAUAUAUGGAUAUUAAUAAUGUUAACCGAACGCAUGCAAAAUUAGUCGCGACAUGUAAAUGAAUGUUUAAUGGGUAAAAUUAAUGUUGCUAUAAACGGGACAGCGGAAUAUACCAUACAAAAUAAUUGCAAUUAAGCAAAUAAAAUAAUG